Tetranychus urticae (two-spotted spider mite) is the source of this 691-nucleotide messenger RNA. RefSeq lists its product as uncharacterized. The record is from RefSeq and is a predicted model, not a curated record. NCBI's taxonomy places the organism in Eukaryota, Metazoa, Arthropoda, Arachnida, Trombidiformes, Tetranychidae.
CAUUAUUUAAAGUAAUUCAUUUCGAUCAUAUUUUAUUCAUUGCUCUGAAGUUAGCUGAAACAUCACCAUCAUUAAUAAAUCAUCGACUCAACAUGAAUUCAAAAAUAUUUUUAGCUUUUGUUUUAGCUGUCAACUUAUAUGUUGUCAUUGAUGCUGCUCAAGUGUUCAGCUAUGAAGUGACUGUUAAAACGGCCGAUAAGAAAUUCGAUAGCCAUGAAGGUAAACUCAAGCUUUCCGUCAUGAGUUACGAUUCCAAAAAGACUUCACAAGAAGACUUUGUUUUGACCCCAACAGAUGUUAAGAUCAAAAAGGACAGAACUUAUACUGCAGCAAUAGCAUCUUUUGCUCCAUUGAACAACAUUACAUCGGUUUACCUUCGAUGGACUCUGGCUUCACCAUUCAAUCCCUACUAUGCAAUCAAAAAGCCAAAAAUCUAUUUCGAUUCAGUUACCCUUACCACUUCAAUCGUCAAUCCUUACACACAUGUUGCUUCAUCUCAAAGUCGCAAAUUUUGUCCAGAAAAGAUUCCGAUCGGAAUUAAACAUGCGGAUGGAGCUACUUUCAAUUCUUGUAUUUGAGCACAGUUAAUAUGAAAGUUUCACAAAGAAACCCGAAUAUCACUGUAAACUCUCUUUCUCUCUCUCUUUACAAGUUUUUAAUUAAAUAAAUUCAACAAAACAUUAAAAAGCAA